AUGUGUAGGUCCUUUUCUGAAAGUGAUAAAAGCAGAAAAAGGAUUAAUAAUCAAAGAUCAAAUGAGACUUUUGAAGAAGAGAAUUUAGAAUUUCAUCAAAGUAAUAAUUACAAUCAUAAAAUAAUGAAUGGAGUUGGUUUGGUUAUUUGUGGACAUCGAAUAUUAGAUAUAAGAAAAUCUAGUUUUGAUUUAUCCUCACAUUCAUCAAAUAAUAAGACAGAAUCUAAAGAGAAUUUAAAUGAAACAAAUGUUGGGAACACUUCAAAUUAUUUUAGAAGAAUUGUCCACAGAUUUAGUCAAAACAAUGUUGGAUUAUCCAAAAGAAUAAGGAAAUGGAUGAUGCGAAACUCACAUCGAUUACUAUGUAUUUGCCUUGCUUUAAUUUCUGGCUUUUUCUACUCUGUUACAGUCAUUCCAGUUAUAUAUAUUCAAGACCAUUUGGAACUUUUUCCAGGAUCUCCAAAAAGUGGACUAAAUUACAUUUUUUCACAUUAUUUUGGUGUAUUUAUUGGGGCUACAUGCAUUUUUAUUGGAUAUUUAAUUAUUAAAAAGCAUUAG
This is a messenger RNA of Meloidogyne enterolobii, 558 nucleotides long. The record is from the annotation of a GenBank genome assembly. NCBI's taxonomy places the organism in Eukaryota, Metazoa, Nematoda, Chromadorea, Rhabditida, Meloidogynidae.